CGGAAAGCCUGGCGGGUCCUGAGCUGCGUUGAUUCGCCAAAACUACAGAAAAAAUCAAACAGCCAACUAAGCCUGUAUAUUAAGUAUACAAUGCGUUAUGGCUUCGUUUGUGACAGAAGUCCUCGCCAGCUCUGGCAAACUGGAGAAAGAAGACCUGUCCAGCAAAAUUAGCAAAAUGUCACGCAAGGUGGAAGACACGAAGGAUAAAGUUUGUGACAUGAUGAAUAAGAGGUAUAGCGAUUUCCUGCCUAGCCUUCAAUCAUCUGAGACAUUAAUGGGACAUGUGGAUGAGGUUUCCAAGGAAAUGGAAGGUCUUAAAAACUGUAUUGAGAAUGAGGUGCAGCAAAAUAUCCAUGUUGCUGUGGUUGAAUAUGCCAAACUGAAGCAGCAGCUUGAGAAAAAUACUGACAUCAUAUCAAUACUUGGACACCUAAAAGACUUUCACAAUGCAAUGGAGGAGUUCAACAAAGCCUUAUUGGAGAAGAAGUACGUAGAUGCAGCCAACUUGCUGGAAAAGGCAAGACUCAGUGUGGAUUCACUGAAGAGUUCUCAGCUGCCCUUGCUCAGUGCUCUCAGCUCAGAGUUGACGGUGCAGAGAGAAAACUUAGUGUACCAUCUUGGAGAUGAAUGGAGGCGCCUUGUCAUCUGGACAUUACCUUCUUCCAAGGAGCCUGCAGGACUGAAGUCCUUCUUGAAGGUGGAGCUGAAACUGAGUGUCAGUUGCAGUAAGGACUCUGAACCCAGACCACUGGCUCUACUCUGCAAUGUACUCAAAGCUAUGGCCAUCCAGGGAGAGCUGCACAACAAGAUCAAAUUGUUCAGUCAGGUGCUGCUGAAAAACAUGUUGAAGCCUCUGGUGAUGUAUCCAUCUCUGUCUACGACGGUGAUAGAGCAGCAGGAAGAGGGCAUUGUUCUAGCCCUACAGUGUCUGGAAGAGACCCACAAAGAGAGAUCCACUCCUGCACAGGUCUACAGCAAACUGCUGCUAGUGCUCUACACACUGCACUCCCACCUGCUAGAUAUUUGCAUUGGUGACAAAAAGCUGUCAAUGAUCCUUGGAGAACUGAUUUGGGAAGAUAUUUCACAGUGUAUCAUCCAUGAGUGUUUGCUCUACUCCAUCCCCACCAACAGCAGUCAGUUGGAGAAAUACAGCACUGUGAUCAAGGAAACAGAAGAGUUUGAAAAGAGUCUGAAGGAGAUGGAGUAUCUUCAGGGUGAUUCAACAGACCUGCUCAAAUAUGCCAGGGAUGUCAACUGUCACUUUGCCAGCAAGAAGUGCAGAGAUGUCAUUGUGGCAGCCCGCACACUCAUGACCUCAAAGAUGCACAACACAGUCAAAAUCACUCCAGAUUCCAGACUGUGUCUGCCCAAGCUCCCUGCUUCAGGCUUGGACAAGAAAAAGGAGAACUGUAAAGAGGAGGUGACCAUGGAGAACAGCAAGCAACUGUCUGCAUGGAGUCUGUGUCUACCAGCCUGUCGCAUCAGUGAAUCAGUGCAGCAACUGAUGGAGCUGGCACUCAGCACUCUGUGUGAGGCUGUUGGAAGUUCCACCCAGUGUGCACUACAACUCUUCUUCACAGUGAGAAAUAUUUUCCAGCUGUUUUAUGAUGUUGUACCAACAUACCACAAGGAGAACCUGCUGAGGUUUCCUCAUCUGGCUGCCAUCCAGCACAACAACUGUAUGUACCUGGCCCACUACUUGCUCACACUAGGCCACCAUUUCAGAGCCCACCUGCCAGAACCACUCUGUGAGGGCGUCGCAACAUUUGUGGACAUGGUUCCCGGCUUCAGGAAACUAGGUGCACAGUGCUUCUUGGCUCAGCUGAAUGUGCAAAGAGCUGAAUUGUUAGAGAGGCUGUCUACUGCACAUAAAUUCUGCAAUCUGGAUGAUGGCGAAAACUACAUUGCAGCCAGUAAAGCAGUCAGACAAGUCAUCCAUCAGCUGAAGCAGCUGGGCACAGUGUGGCAGGAAGUGCUUCCAGUCACUAUAUACUGUAAAGCCAUGGGGAACCUCCUCAACACAGCUAUUGCAGAGAUCAUCAGCAAAAUCAUGAUGCUCGAGGAUAUCUCCUCAGAGGAUGGGGAGCAUCUGCAUACUCUGUGUCAGACAAUCACUGAGGAAGGUCCGUUAGUCUUCACCCCUCUGGCGGAGGAAAACAAGAAUGAGAAAUACCAAGAGGAAGUGUCUCUUUAUGUGAAGAAGUGGAGUAUGUUCAAGGAGCUCGUCAUAGUGCUGAGGGCCAACCUGCAAGAAAUAGUUGACAGGUGGGCUGAUGCUAAAGGCCCGUUGGCAAUGGAGUUCACCAGUUCAGAAGUGAAGAGUCUGAUCCGAGCCUUGUUCCAGAACACAGAGAGGAGAGCGGUGGCUCUGACAAAAAUCAAAUAGAUCAGAACAAACUGCCAUCAAAAACACUUUGUUUUCUCAGAAAAACAUGUAUACCUUCAUCAUUUUCUGUUCUCAGUAGAACUCAAUAAAAUUCUAACCAUGAACUUUAUGUUUGCUCCACAUUGUUUUAGCAGAUGUGGGUGGCUCUGUGGUUGUAAUCUGUGUUCCUCCUGAGCAGAUACACUGCAAUCAGUGCUUCAAAGAUUAUACAAGGCCUUUCGACUGGCUCCAGUAAUGCUCGCUAUAGUUGUGUAACCUGUGGCUAACCAUCUGCUGACUGGUCAUGUUCUAUCCAGGGUUAAUGUUUGAACUUAAAUCUGUUGCUCUACACUUAAACACAUUGAAGUCACAAUUUUACACAACUGACUGAGCUGCCUGUGAGGAAACUCAUUGUAUAAAUGCGGCGAUGCAGUGGUGUGUGUUAACCUCAGUGCCUCAAAAUGAUCACUUAACAUGGAUCCACGUAUCUUGUUAUGCAUUUUCUGUACAAGCUAUUAAACAUGUCACUUAUAUUUGUCCAAACUAUUUUCCGUUGUUUUAAAUAAAUAAUUUCUGUAACAGAUCA
Sphaeramia orbicularis (orbiculate cardinalfish) is the source of this 2951-nucleotide messenger RNA. RefSeq names its product zw10 kinetochore protein (gene zw10). Gene Ontology annotation, biological process: endoplasmic reticulum to Golgi vesicle-mediated transport; mitotic cell cycle; mitotic spindle assembly checkpoint signaling. The transcript has 16 exons. The coding region runs from base 98 to 2386 and encodes 762 amino acids. NCBI's taxonomy places the organism in Eukaryota, Metazoa, Chordata, Actinopteri, Kurtiformes, Apogonidae. Gene Ontology annotation, cellular component: nucleus; RZZ complex; chromosome, centromeric region. The record is from RefSeq and is a predicted model, not a curated record.